AUUUAAUAUGGAAAUGACUACUCCAGUUGAGUUUGAUGAGAACCUCUCUGAUGAGUUUAUUGAUGAAGAGGUUUCUUCUUGGUCAAUUAGAAAAUCAGACAAAAUUCUUGUUAAUAUGAGCGAGAAUUCACUUAGUAGCAAGAAGAAGAGAAAGAAUUCUUUCAUCCAUGGCUCCAAACACCUUCAUUUUCCUGAGAGUGACAAAGAGCAUGAAGAGCCACCUCGUCUUGAAUUAAAGAUGCAUAAAAUUCAAUCUUUGAAUUAUCAGAAGAAAGACAAUAAAAAUGUUGGCAAAGAUAAGGAGAAAAAAUCAAAUGCCUCUUUAAAACAAGAAAUCAGCAGUCUUCUUAAGUAUGCAGCUAAACUUAGAAGCAAAGAAAUGAUGAAGGAUUGUCAUGCUCAACAAGCUGCUAAGGAUCAUAAAAAUAACUUUCUAAAGGACCUUCCAUCACCUAAGAAGGCAGCAAUGAAGGAUAUGGAGCCUUGUUAAUUAAACAAUCUUUGCUUUUAAUAAAAUUCUUUCAUUAAACCUUAUUUAUUAACUUUACGGUAAUGGUUCCGUUUCUCCCCUUGAGGCAUAUUCCUAAAAAAUUAGUGAAUAUCUUCGGGUGGUUAUUUGGCCUUGUAUUCUAUUCUAGAGUAUUUUUGAAAAUUAUAGAAGGUUAUCAAAACACCCGCAUCAAUGCUGAUUCUUUCAGUUUAUUUUUAAAAUAAAAAUUAUGAGAAUAUUUAAUAUGUUUUCUUUUUCUUUCUUGAUUUAGCAACUAUAUUCGAUGGACUAUUAUUAGCUUUAUUAUUGAUUGAGACUACCUAAGUGAUUAUCUAUCGGAGAAUCUAAAGUUAAGAAAGUAUUGCAACUUUUUGUGAAUAUAUAACUCCUGAAGAAAAGUACAUACCAGAAGAGGGAAAUAUUUAAUUCGUGUUAAACUCUCUCUUCUUCUUUUAGUUCAAUUUUUUAUUGGACAAGGAAAAUAUCAAAUUUCCAAGAUUCAUUGCAUUACAUUAUGUAGAUGGAAAGGGUUCUUUGCAAAAUUUUAAAUUCAUGGUAAUCAUAGCACAGAUAAUUACUAAUCAUGAUUCUGUGGAUUAAGUAAGGCAAUUAUCUUAACACCUACAAGUGAAGCAAUAAUUCUAUUCAUAUAUCUUCUAAAAACAUCAUAUCAUCUUCUAUUUUUGUCAGAGCAUGCCAAAUUUAUUCUGAUUUAUCCAAAAUUUGUCAUAAAAAUUUUGAUGCCCACUAUCUUUGGUAUCCCAAGAAAUUGGCAAAUGCUUAUAAGGUCAAUCAAUUUCUUAAAUCCGUUUUUGGUCUAUUUUUGUCAUGUCAAAUCAGCUCUUCAAUAUAUUUCUUGGC
Molecule: messenger RNA, 1351 nt
Organism: Moneuplotes crassus
Lineage: Eukaryota; Ciliophora; Spirotrichea; Euplotida; Euplotidae
Source: the annotation of a GenBank genome assembly